This is a messenger RNA of Chrysochloris asiatica (Cape golden mole), 2079 nucleotides long. It is a transcript of the gene SDAD1, whose product is annotated as SDA1 domain containing 1. Gene Ontology annotation, cellular component: nucleolus. Bases 10 to 2079 code for a protein of 689 amino acids. Lineage: Eukaryota; Metazoa; Chordata; Mammalia; Afrosoricida; Chrysochloridae. The transcript is spliced from 22 exons. Gene Ontology annotation, biological process: ribosomal large subunit biogenesis; ribosomal large subunit export from nucleus. The record is from RefSeq and is a predicted model, not a curated record.
AGAACCAACAUGUCUAGCAGAAACAAUAAUAAGCUGCCCAGCAACCUCCCGCAGUUACAGAAUCUGAUCAAGCGGGACCCACCGGCCUACAUCGAAGAGUUUCUGCAGCAGUAUAAUCACUACAAAUCCAAUGUGGAGAUAUUCAAAUUACAACCAAAUAAGCCCAGCAAAGAACUGGCAGAGCUGGUGAUGUUCAUGGCACAGAUUGGUCACUGCUACCCAGAACAUCUCAGUAACUUUCCUCAGGAACUAAAAGAUCUGCUUUCCUACAAUCAUACCGUCUUGGAUCCUGAUCUUCGAAUGACAUUUUGCAAAGCUUUGAUCUUGCUGAGAAAUAAGAAUCUCAUCAAUCCAUCAAGUUUACUAGAGCUCUUCUUUGAACUUCUGCGUUGUCAUGACAAGCUUCUACGAAAGACUUUGUACACUCAUAUUGUGACUGAUAUCAAGAACAUAAAUGCAAAACACAAGAACAAUAAAGUGAAUGUAGUAUUGCAAAAUUUCAUGUAUACCAUGUUAAGAGACAGCAAUGCUACUGCAGCCAAGAUAUCCUUGGAUGUGAUGAUUGAACUCUAUAGAAGAAACAUCUGGAAUGAUGCUAAAACUGUCAAUGUUAUCACAACGGCAUGCUUCUCUAAUGUCACCAAGAUAUUAGUUGCUGCUUUGACAUUCUUCCUGGGAAAAGAUGAAGAUGAGAAACAGGACAGCGACUCAGAAUCCGAGGAUGAAGGACCGACAGCGAGAGACCUUCUAGUGCAAUAUGCCACAGGGAAGAAAAGCUCCAAACACAAGAAAAAAUUGGAAAAGGCUAUGAAAGUGCUCAAGAAACAAAAGAAGAAGAAAAAGCCAGAAGUAUUUAACUUUUCAGCCAUCCACUUGAUUCAUGAUCCCCAAGAUUUUGCAGAAAAACUACUAAAACAACUCGAGAGUUCUAAAGAGAGAUUUGAGGUGAAGAUGAUGCUCAUGAACCUUAUCUCCAGAUUGGUGGGAAUUCAUGAGCUUUUCCUCUUUAACUUCUAUCCUUUUGUUCAAAGGUUUCUGCAGCCCCACCAAAGAGAAGUAACAAAGAUCCUUCUGUUUGCUGCACAAGCAUCUCAUCACCUGGUACCCCCAGAGAUUAUUCAGUCAGUGCUCAUGACUGUGGCCAACAACUUCGUUACUGACAAGAACUCUGGCGAAGUGAUGACAGUAGGAAUCAAUGCUAUAAAAGAGAUAACAGCUCGAUGCCCUCUAGCCAUGACUGAAGAACUUCUCCAAGACCUGGCCCAGUAUAAAACACACAAAGAUAAGAAUGUGAUGAUGUCCGCUAGAACUUUGAUUCAGCUUUUCCGAACACUAAAUCCUCAGAUGUUGCACAAGAAAUUCCGGGGAAAGCCUACAGAAGCCUCAGUAGAAACAAGAGUACAAGAAUAUGGGGAAUUAGAUGCUAAAGACUACAUUCCAGGAGCAGAAAUUCUGGAAGUUGAGAAAGGGGAAGAGAAUGCUGAAGAUGAUGAAGAUGGCUGGGAAAGUGCCAGUCUCAGUGAGGAGGAGGAGGAUGCCGAUGGUGAAUGGGUUGACGUGCACCACUCUUCUGAUGAAGAACAGCAAGAAAUUACCAAGAAGCUGAACAGCAUGCCCAUGGAGGAACGGAAAGCCAAAGCUGCAGCCAUCAGCACUAGUCGGGUUUUAACUCAGGAAGACUUCCAGAAAAUCCACAUGGCCCAGCUAAGCAAAGAACUCAGUGCUGCUCCCGGGAAAGCAGAAAAGAGGAAAUACAUUGAAAUAGAUGAUGAUGAGGAGCCCAGGGGCGAGUUACUUUCACUUCGGGACAUUGAACGCCUUCAUAAAAAGCCAAAGUCUGACAAAGAGACAAGACUAGCAACUGCAAUGGCUGGAAAAACAGACCGAAAAGAAUUUGUGAGGAAGAAAAGCAAAAUGAAUCCAUUUUCAAGUUCCACAAAUAAAGAGAAGAAAAAACAGAAGAACUUUAUGAUGAUGCGGUAUAGCCAGAAUAUCCGGUCAAAAAAUAAACGUUCCUUCAGAGAGAAGCAGCUGGCACUACGAGAUGCGCUUUUGAAAAAGAGAAAAAGAAUGAAGUAA